Musa acuminata AAA Group (dessert banana) is the source of this 1626-nucleotide messenger RNA. Its product is annotated as alcohol dehydrogenase class-3. Gene Ontology annotation, molecular function: S-(hydroxymethyl)glutathione dehydrogenase [NAD(P)+] activity; zinc ion binding. The transcript is spliced from 9 exons. NCBI's taxonomy places the organism in Eukaryota, Viridiplantae, Streptophyta, Magnoliopsida, Zingiberales, Musaceae. Gene Ontology annotation, biological process: formaldehyde catabolic process. Bases 309 to 1448 code for a protein of 379 amino acids. The record is from RefSeq and is a predicted model, not a curated record. Gene Ontology annotation, cellular component: cytosol.
UUCUCGUUUGUCGGUGGAUUUGGGAGCAUGGAUCGUGAAUCCAUGACCAUCGAUCCCGGAUACGUGGAGAGCGCAACUGUAUGGAUCACCGGACCGUAUGGUAACCACAAGACGGGUUAAGGAGCGACGGCCAUCCUGCUGCGCUACUUCAUGGGAUUCAACGAAAUGGCGCUGCCAUUAGGGUUACAUUGUGGCCCGGAUACCGCUCACCGUAUCGUGACCUUAUCUCACCCUCUUCUUAUCCUCUCACUCGGAGAGAACCCCCUCGUCUCCUCGGGCACGAACCCCUCCUCUCCUCUCCUUCCGUAAUGGCGACGCAGGGUCGGGUCAUCACUUGCAAAGCCGCGGUGGCGUGGGAGGCGAACAAGCCGUUGGUGAUAGAGGACGUGCAGGUGGCGCCGCCUCAGGCGGGCGAGGUCCGGAUCAAGAUACUCUUCACCGCUCUCUGCCACACCGACGCAUAUACCUGGAGCGGCAAGGAUCCUGAAGGUCUUUUUCCUUGUAUUCUUGGCCAUGAGGCUGCGGGAAUUGUUGAGAGUGUAGGAGAAGGGGUAACUGAAGUUCAACCUGGGGAUCAUGUUAUACCUUGCUACCAAGCAGAAUGCAGAGAGUGCAAGUUUUGCAAAUCAGGAAAGACAAACCUAUGUGGCAAAGUUCGUUUGGCUACUGGAGUUGGUGUUAUGUUGAAUGAUCGCAAGAGUCGGUUCUCUGUGAAUGGGAAGCCAAUCUACCAUUUCAUGGGCACAUCAACCUUCAGUCAGUAUACAGUUGUUCAUGAUGUUAGUGUUGCUAAAAUUCAUCCACAGGCACCUCUCGAGAAGGUCUGCUUGCUUGGCUGUGGUGUCCCUACUGGUCUUGGAGCUGUAUGGAAUACAGCAAAAGUGGAAGCUGGUUCCAAUGUUGCAAUUUUUGGCCUUGGCACUGUUGGGCUUGCAGUCGCUGAAGGAGCAAAAACAGCAGGCGCUUCACGAAUCAUUGGUGUUGAUAUUGACAGCAAAAAGUUUGAUAUUGCAAAGAAAUUUGGCGUUAAUGAAUUUGUGAACCCAAAAGACCAUGAUAAACCAAUACAGCAGGUCAUUGUUGACCUUACGGAUGGUGGUGUUGAUUAUAGUUUUGAGUGCAUUGGAAACGUCUCUGUCAUGAGAGCUGCUCUUGAAUGUUGUCACAAGGGUUGGGGCACAUCAGUUAUCGUAGGCGUGGCAGCUUCUGGUCAGGAGAUAAGCACCCGGCCUUUCCAGCUUGUGACCGGACGCGUUUGGAAGGGGACUGCAUUCGGUGGCUUCAAGAGUCGCUCCCAAGUUCCUUGGCUCGUCGACAAGUACAUGAACAAGGAAAUCAAGGUUGACGAGUACAUCACCCACACCAUGACACUCGAAGACAUCAACAAGGCCUUUGAUCUCAUGCACGAAGGUGGUUGCCUCCGCUGCGUGCUUGCUUUGCAACCAUGAAGUGAGACCCCUCGUUUCCUUGUAUGCAUCUUUCGACGAUUUUCUCUCUUAUGAUGUGUACGAAUCAUGUUAAUCUUGCAUGUGUUGUUUCCGCUGGCUUGUUCAUGUUCUAGUUUAAAUUUGCUUUUAAGCUCUAUGGAAUCGAAAGGCUUAGCAAGCCUCUGCUUGUUUCCCUGAA